UUAGCAGGGCUAAACUUAGAAUAACGCUUCAAGAUGCUCCUUUAUCAUUUGCCUCUUCUCUUUGUAUUUGUCUCAACGGCUGAGCUGACCACCCUCCUGAAAGGCCGGAAUUUGACCAGUCUGGAGGAACGUCUGUCUAGACUGGAACAGGCAACAGAACAGCGACUGAACGCCACAGAGCGAGUGUUAGGACAGCUACUGACAGGGAGAAGUGAUGCCGACGUGUCCUCAAUGGAUGUCCUUGCUAUCAGAUCUAGUGUCCUGGCCGAUCAAACAGAUCCUGUGCUUUUUUCUGCAUACAAAUCCUCAAGUACUAGCGGUAUUAGUACCCGGACAAUCAUAAGAUUUGAUCAGACGUACAUCAACAUCGGAAACCAUUAUCACACAGAGGACGGAAUCUUAAUUGCUCCUCAGACAGGGGUCUACAUGUUCCACUGGAGCAUAGCUACAGGAGGCAGUGCUUUUUACACCCAGCUGAUUGUAGGAGGUACAUCUCGCGCCUCAAGUUGUGUGCCUCGUCCUGGAGGGGCAGACUCCAGUUCAGCGAUGGUGAUCAUAAAUGUGAACAAAGAUGACCACACAUGGAUACAGAUUUAUGGUUCUGAUGAAUAUGUGUAUGGUGACGGUACUGGUAUUGGAUCAACUAUUCAAUCAACUUUCACUGGAAUCCUCCUUCGGAGAACAUAGGCCUGAUUCCCAAAAAUGUGCUUUAGUUAUAAAAA
This is a messenger RNA of Saccostrea cuccullata (small rock oyster), 722 nucleotides long. Its product is annotated as multimerin-2-like. Gene Ontology annotation, molecular function: protein binding. Bases 34 to 687 code for a protein of 217 amino acids. The transcript has 2 exons. The record is from RefSeq and is a predicted model, not a curated record. Lineage: Eukaryota; Metazoa; Mollusca; Bivalvia; Ostreida; Ostreidae.